Messenger RNA from Setaria italica (foxtail millet), 974 nucleotides. Its product is annotated as vegetative cell wall protein gp1. Bases 29 to 505 code for a protein of 158 amino acids. Lineage: Eukaryota; Viridiplantae; Streptophyta; Magnoliopsida; Poales; Poaceae. The transcript has 3 exons. The record is from RefSeq and is a predicted model, not a curated record.
GUGGCGCAACCGACCCGGACCGGACCCGAUGUCGCUGGUCGCCUACGACGCCUCUUCCGAUGAGGAAGACGCCGGCGAGCCUCCCGCCGCCGCGGCGCCCUCCCCUGCACCCGUAGCCUCCUCCAUCGGGCCGCAGCCCAGGCCUCCGUCUCCUUCGACCGCGUUGGGUGCCGCUCCUCAGCCUACCCCGCCGCUGCCGCCGCCUGCACCCAGCCAGAACAUAGCACCCAUUAGUUCGAGUAAUGUCUCCCUGCCCACACCAUCAUUAGACCUACCAGAUGUUGCAGAUCUCUUUGCUCCCCCUACAGAGAAUGCAUCAAGGAAGAGAGAAUCAAAUGGAUCCGCGCUUCAUGACUCACGCAGUAAAUUUCCAAGGACGCAACCACAACCCCAAGUUGUAAGAAGUGCUGCAGGGAACGCUCUAAUUCCUCCGCAGCUUCGUGGAAGGAGCAACGUUGUUACUGAAGAUAUGAGCAAACUGUUUGUGGCUAAACGAAAAGAGUAGCAUAUUUUAACACUCUGCAAACCUGAACCUCUGUUUGGAUUUCAUCGGCACAUGUACUGGUCCCCAUAGCCCCAUGGAUGCGUGGGCAUGAUCCAAGGAUGUUGCUUAAUCCUAGAGAAGAAGUUGCUAAUGGUACUGCAACCUAGAUUCCCAGACCACAGUGGGUUGUUGUCAGAUUCGGACGAUCGGUUGGUGCUAGUGCUCACUUGCAUCUGCGGCGCAACGAUGCUACAUGCCUGAUGUUGGAUGCAUGUAACUCUGUUAUGACAAACUAGAUGCUGUCACCCUGGUAGGAGUUAGGACUAGAUGCAACUCUUGGUGAGAUUGUGUAUUCUGCCCUGUUCCAGUGCCCGGUUAGCCUUGUUUUGAAACAUGCGUGCAUUAUCCACUGUGCUCUAGUUUGGGUUUUGAGAUCACUGAGUACUUGAGUUGAUAAAGCUUUUAUGCGAGGAAGGAAUGUUGCAAACUA